AUGCGGAGCAGUAACAUGCAGUGGGUCCUUGCUCAAUCUCCCCCAAACACCAUGCGGAGCAGUAACAUGCAGUGGGUCCUUGCUCAAUCCCCCCCAAACACCAUGCGGAGCAGCAACAUGCAGUGGGUCCUUGCUCAAUCCCCCCCAAACACCAUGCGGAGCAGUAACAUGCAGUGGGUCCUUGCUCAAUCCCCCCCAGACACCAUGCAGAGCAGUAACAUGCAGUGGGUCCUUGCUCAAUGCCCCCCAAACACCAUGCGGAGCAGUAACAUGCAGUGGGUCCUUGCUGAAUCCCCCCCAAACACCAUGCGGAGCAGUAACAUGCAGUGGGUCCUUGCUCAAUCCCCCCCAAACACCAUGCGGAGCAGUAACAUGCAGUGGGUCCUUGCUCAAUCUCCCCCAAACACCAUGCGGAGCAGUAACAUGCAGUGGGUCCUUGCUCAAUCCCCCCCAAACACCAUGCGGAGCAGUAACAUGCAGUGGGUCCUUGCUCAAUCCCCCCCAAACACCAUGCGGAGCAGUAACAUGCAGUGGGUCCUUGCUCAAUCCCCCCCAAACACCAUGCGGAGCAGUAACAUGCAGUGGGUCCUUGCUCAAUCUCCCCCAAACACCAUGCGGAGCAGUAACAUGCAGUGGGUCCUUGCUCAAUCUCCCCCAAACACCAUGCGGAGCAGUAACAUGCAGUGGGUCCUUGCUCAAUCCCCCCCAAACACCAUGCGGAGCAGUAACAUGCAGUGGGUCCUUGCUCAAUCCCCCCCAAACACCAUGCGGAGCAGUAACAUGCAGUGGGUCCUUGCUCAAUCCCCCCCAAACACCAUGCGGAGCAGUAACAUGCAGUGGGUCCUUGCUGAAUCCCCCCCAAACACCAUGCGGAGCAGUAACAUGCAGUGGGUCCUUGCUCAAUCUCCCCCAAACACCAUGCGGAGCAGUAACAUACAGUGGGUCCUUGCUCAAUCCCCCCCAAACACCAUUCGGAGGAAACUCAUAAAUUAG
Pelobates cultripes (western spadefoot toad) is the source of this 993-nucleotide messenger RNA. NCBI's taxonomy places the organism in Eukaryota, Metazoa, Chordata, Amphibia, Anura, Pelobatidae. The record is from the annotation of a GenBank genome assembly.